AUGAGGGAAAUUCUGAGCAUCAGCGGGGAACCCGUCUUCGACGAUCGCAUCGUGAAGAUCGAGAGUCACACGUACAAUCCGUACGCCAACACCACUUUCGGAUACAGCGACGAGAUACGAAUACCCAUACAACAGCAGGACCUAUUCACGCUGCCGUGCGAGAGUUUUCUCUACGUCGAAGAGAUACGUUACGAGCUCGAAGGCGUGGAGAUCGAUCGUAAUCGCAACAUAGGAAUAACGAGCACGAUCAAGAACUAUGCGUCGUUGACGUCCGAACGAGGCAAGAUCUUGAAGAACGCCGGAUGGGAUCUCGCAAUCGGACCGAGCGGCGUCGCGUCGACGGGCGACUUCAACUUCUGCGUUCUUCUCGACACGCUGCUAGAUUUCUAUGAGGAUUACAGACGCGUCGUCAUCAACGCGCGUCACGAGCUGAUUCUGAUAAGAGCGCGAAAUGACAAUUGUCUGAUAUCGCGCGAGGAAUACGAGCCGAGAGUCGAGCUCGCGAAGAUACAGUGGCGCGUGCCGCACGUGAGCACGACCAAACACUCGUGGGCCGUAAAAGCGGCCACGCAGUUCGAGAAACCGUGUUACGUCAUCUUCGCAUUGCAGACCGGAAGGAAGAACGUCCUGUUGCAGGACGCUUCCAGAUUCGACGCGUGCAAUCUGACCAACGUAAAGUUGUAUCUCAAUUCCGACUUCUAUCCGUACGACGAUAUGAAUUUGGACUUCGAUAAGAACAAGAUCGUACUGUACGACGCCUACGCGAGAUUUCGACGAACGUAG
Messenger RNA from Camponotus floridanus (Florida carpenter ant), 783 nucleotides. RefSeq lists its product as uncharacterized. The transcript has 3 exons. NCBI's taxonomy places the organism in Eukaryota, Metazoa, Arthropoda, Insecta, Hymenoptera, Formicidae. The record is from RefSeq and is a predicted model, not a curated record. Bases 1 to 783 code for a protein of 260 amino acids.